UCAAUCAAUCGCAACAAUCUCACGAUACGUGACGCGCACGUCAACAAUCGCUUCCUUUUCGGCGUCGAACGUUCUCUGCCGUUGCUCGCUUUUUCCACUCGCCUAACGAACCCCAUGGCCGCCGAUGCCGACGGCAACCUCCCUAUGCCGGCCGACCUCGAGAAGGGCGAUCCGUCGGCCGCCCAUGCCCCAUCUUCCCCCCCAGCGGCGGACGAGGGCGGCAGCGUGGUGAGGUCGGUGGUGGACAGGUGGCGGAGGGAGGACCUGUUGGAGCGGGGCGGCCUGGUGCUCCGCGCGCUCCUCCUCCUCUUCUCGCUGCUCGCCUCCAUCAUCACGGCUUCCAACAAGCACGGCGAUUGGAAGGACUUCGAUCACUAUCAGGAGUACAAGUACCUCUUGGCCGUCUCCAUACUCGCGUUAUUGUACUCGGCCGCUCAGGUGUGGAGGCAGGCGCAUCGGUUCAGCACGGGGAGGGAUUUGGUACCGAGAAACUAUGCUGGGAUUGUUGAUUUCGCCGGUGAUCAGGUGGUAGCCUACUUAUUGAUCUCUGGAGCAUCUGCGGCCAUUCCCCUUACCAAUCGCAUGAGAGAAGGAUCAGAUAAUAUCUUCACUGAUUCUUCGUCUGCUGCAAUCAGUAUGGCCUUCUUUGCAUUCGUCUCUAGUGGAUUAUCUGCAUUGAUUUCAGGCUUCAAGCUCUCUAAACAAACCUAUAUAUAGACCUACCUUAUUGCCCUCCGACUCUGAAUAUCCUUUAUUCUUGUGUUGUGUAUCUAUUACGGAAUCCUAGCUAUACAUAUUGUCUGUACUACCUCCAUAUUCUUUGUGAAUUGUAAAUUUGAACAUUACAAUUACUGUAAUGUUUUAUACAUAUUAUCUAUCAAAAGUUUGUAGAGUUUAAAUAUUCUAUCAAUCUCUUAUUGUUGCUAGAGGCAUAUACAUUAUUUUAUGUUUAUGAUAUGAUAAUAACCCUUUUAAUAUUCUAAUAAUUCCUUGCCA
Zingiber officinale is the source of this 996-nucleotide messenger RNA. Its product is annotated as CASP-like protein 4B4. The transcript is spliced from 3 exons. Lineage: Eukaryota; Viridiplantae; Streptophyta; Magnoliopsida; Zingiberales; Zingiberaceae. The record is from RefSeq and is a predicted model, not a curated record. Bases 115 to 717 code for a protein of 200 amino acids.